AAUUGUGAAUGUUUGUAGGUUACUUUUUUCUUUUAAGGGUUUUGUUGUGUUUGUUGUUUUUUCCAGUAUUUAUUAUUUUCUCUCAUAUUUUCUUCAUACAAUUAGUUAUAACAUAACAAAAUGCCUGGAAUAACAAGGGAAUAACUAUGUAGAGUCUACAAGGACAAUUUCAUAAGAAUACGCGCGUUUUCAAUUCUUGAAAACAAAGUAUUUGGCUGGAUUUGAAAUUGCAGACAUGAAUGCAGUAUCAGGAAAAAACAAGGAAAACAUGUGAUUUUUCUUCACUGGUGUUAACGCUAUGUGCUGAGUACCUCUUGAACUGAACAGUAAAAUUUAACACCAUGUAAUUGAUCUAAGAUAACAUUCAAAUGUUAUUCCCUCACUGCCUUUGUCUUUUUCUGCUAAUUCAUGCCCAUUCUAUACACUUCUCUUAUCAAGGAAGUGUUACAAAUACCCCUCUUCUUUUAUACUCAACAACUGAGGAUAUUCGAUUAGUAAAUUCUUCAAGAGAGUAUAGCAGGGGUAAAUCUGUCACAUUGGUAAAAAAUUAUACAUUUAUAGCAGCUAUAGAUUUCCAUUAUGACUUGGGAAAAGUCUUUUGGGUUGACCAUGAAAAUGAAACCAUAUUUGGUAUUGACUAUAAAGAUGGAACUGUGAAAAACAAGGUGGAAAUUGUUAAUGAUGUACUUACUCCUGAUGGCUUGGCCUGUGAUUGGGUUACAAAUAAACUGUACUGGACUGAUAGUGAAACUAAACUAAUAGAAGUUGCCACUAUUGAAGGAAAAUAUAGAAAAGUUUUAUUUUGGACUGAUCUUGAUCAACCAAGAGCUAUUGCCCUAGCUCCUAGAGAAGGUUUCAUGUUUUGGACUGACUGGGGUGAUUCACCAAAAAUAGAAAGAGCUGGAAUGGAUGGUGAUCCUUCCACUAGAAAAGUUUUAGUGUCUGAAGAUAAGAUUAAUUGGCCCAAUGGACUAGCAGUUGAUUAUGAAACUAACACUGUAUAUUGGGUAGAUGGAACUUUGAAGUUCAUCAAGAAAAUGGAUUUCAAUGGCAAAAACCUGACUAAAGUUCUUGACAAGGGUUUGGUCCAUCCUUAUGCCCUAACAAAAUUUCAAUCAAAAUUCUACUGGACAGAUUGGAACACUGGAGGUAUUUACGUCUACGACACGGACCACAAAGAACCGAACGAAUUUAUAUCGAGUACCCACCCUACCGGCAUCAGGGUGUGGGACGAAUCCAUGCAACCCAAACAGUCCCACCCAUGUCAGAUGAACAACGGCGGAUGCUCGCAUCUAUGCCUCAUCUCUCAGGACGCCCCGGGCUUCGCUUGUGCCUGCCCGGGCGGCAUCAAGCUGCUCGACCGCUCCACCUGCCACGAUGCGCCGCAGGAGAUGCUGCUGCUGGCCAAGCGCACCGAGAUCUGCCUGGUCUACCUCGAUUCGCCCGAGUACGGCUGGAAAGCGCUGCCCGUGGGGCAUGUCGAAUACGGGGCAGCCGUCGACUUCGAUCCUGUCGACAAGUUCAUCUACUGGUCCGACGAGGAGGUGGAAAAAAUCCAAAGGGCGAGAUUAGACGGCAGUGACAAGCAAGAUGUUGUCACCACCGACUUACAGGAUCCAGAGGGUAUAGCUCUGGACUGGUUGGCGCGCAAUAUCUACUGGACUGACACUGGGACAAACAGGAUAGAAGUCGCUAGAUUAGAGACAGGCUUCCGGAAAGUAAUCAUCAUGGAUAAACUAACUGAUCCUAGAGCGAUCGCGGUGGCUCCCGCCCUCGGCUGGCUGUUCUGGUCCGACUGGAACGAAAAAGACCCCAAAAUCGAGCGAUCCAACCUCGACGGUACCCUACGCGUAGCCAUCGUCAGCGAGCGCAUCGAAUGGCCCAACGGCAUCACCUUGGAUUGCGACAGGAAGAGGAUAUACUGGGGGGACGCCAAGCUGGACGUGAUCGAGCACGCCGACAUGGACGGCGGGGAUAGGCGGGAGCUGGUGCGGGACGUGCCGCACGUGUUCGGGUUCAGCUUGAUGGGGGAGUACGUGUACUGGACGGACUGGCAACGCAGGGCGGUAGAGAGGGUGCACAAGGAGACGGGAAGCAACCGAAAGAUAAUCGUCGACCAGAGAAUGGAGAACGUGAUGGGCCUCAAAGCCAUCAAGUCCGGCGAUGCUGAAGGCUGGAACCCGUGCAAGGACGCGAACUUCAACUGUUCGCAACUGUGCUUCCACCGGCACGACGGGACGACGGUGUGCGCCUGUCAGAUCGACUACGAGCUGGCCGAAGACGGCCGGACUUGCACGAAGCCGAGGGCGUUCCUGCUGUACGCGAAGAGGGGGAGUAUCGGGCGGAUGAGCAUCGAGAACGAGAAUAACGAGGCGACCAUUCCGAUCGCUGGUAUCAAACAGGCGAGUUCCAUUGAUUUCGACACGAACACGAUGCGCGUCUACUGGACGGACAGUAAGGCGCGCGCCAUCUCGCGCGCCUUCGUCAACGGCUCCGACGUGCAGAAAGUGAUCGAUCUGGGGCUAGCCGGGCCCGAGGGCCUGGCCGUCGAUUGGCUGGCGCUCAACGUGUACUGGACGGAUCCGGCGGCGCACCGCAUCGAGGUGGCCAGGUUGACGGGUACAGGAAGGCGGACGCUGUUGUGGGACGAGACGUACCGGCCGCAGAGCAUCGUCGUGGAGCCGGUGGCCGGGUACAUGUACUGGUCGGAGACCGGGUCCAUCAAGAAGGCGACGAUGGACGGCAAGAACCACAUCCCGCUGGUGUCCACCGAGGAGCUGGCCACCAGCCUGACCCUCGACCACGACCAGCGGCGGCUGUACUGGACGGAGACGCGCUCCGGUCGCAUCAGGUCGGCCGACCUGAACGGCCACGACGUCGCCGUGGUGGUGGAGGACGCCGCCUCGCAGCCGACGGGGCUCACCUUGUUCGAGGACUACGUGUUCUGGAGCGACAACAAGACCGGCGACAUAUUCAGGGCGAACAAGUCGAACGCGGCAGCCACCAAAACGCGAGUGCACCGCGCGGAAGGCGUGGCCGACCUGUCGGCCUAUCACGAUCGCAGCAGGCGGCGGCGGCACGCCAACCAGUGCGCCAUCAGCAACGGCGGCUGCUCGCAUCUGUGCCUCGCGCUGCCGCCCGGCGGGCAGGCGGCCGGCGGGCAGGCGGCCGACGGGCCGGGGUACGCGUGCGCCUGCCCCAAUCACUACCGGCUGGUCGACAACGGGUGUAUACCUCCAAGUAGUUUUAUGAUAUAUAGCCUUAGAAAUAUGGUAGUGAGACUAGUACCUGAUACUUCUGAUUGUCCAGAAGCUGUUUUACCUAUACACGGAUUGAAAGCCAUAAAAGCGAUCGAUUUUGAUCCGAAAUCAAAUUUUUUAUAUUGGAUUGACGGGAAAUCGCAUUCAGUCAAACGAUCCGAAGCUAGCGAACGAAAAUACGAGGUGGAAAGACAGAAAUUCGACAAUAUCGUCGUUAACAAUAAGGAAUCCUUGCCGUACGAUCUAGCGGUCGAUAGCAUAGGAAGGACGCUGUUUUGGACUUGUGCCUUGAAAGAUGUCAUCAAUGUCACCAGAUUGGACAAUUCGAAUCCGUUCGGAAUAAUCGAAAAAAAGGAUGGAGAAAAGCCGCGUCUUAUAGCUUUACAUGUUGCCAAAAGGUUGUUGUUUUUUACUGACGUGGGCAAAAUGCCGGAAUUCACGCAAUUGAUAAGGACAAGAUUGGACGGUUCCCAUCGAAUGAUUAUAAAACGAGCCAGCAACAUAACCGCCAUCGCAGUCGACACGGAAAACGAUCUGCUCAUCUGGGCUCAAGGUCAUAGCAUUUAUGUCAGCAACAUCGACGGCGAAAAUCAACACGUGUUGCUGAACGAGAGCAACUCGAAAAUCGUCCAGCUCACCGUCCACACCGGCUGGCUGUACUGGAUCGACAAGGAGAUCGACCAGCUGCAGCGACUCGAGAUCCUGUCGGGCAAGUCGCGUUCCGUACUGCCCGUCCAGGCGUCGCACAUCCUCGACCUGAUCUCGGUGCAGGCACCUGCCGACCACCUCUGCAACCUGACGCACCAGAAGAAGUGCUCGCACUUUUGCUUGCACGAGGGCAGCUCGUACGUCUGCGCUUGCCCGCAAGGUCUGAUACUCGACGUCGAUAACAAGACCUGCCAGCCGCCGCCCGACUGCGGCGCCCAUCGCUUCACCUGCACCGCCGCCGCCGCCCAGAAGCGCGACUGCAUCCCCAUCUAUUGGCGGUGCGACCAGCAGCGCGACUGCGCCGACGGCUCCGACGAGCUCGGGUGCCACGCGUGCACCGCGGAGCAGUUCCGCUGCCAGGACGGGCAGUGCAUCGACCGGCUGUUCUACUGCGACCAUACGGUGCACUGCAACGACUCGUCGGACGAGAAGAGUUGCUGCGAGGAGGGAUACCAGUGUCCGCAAACUGAGGUGUGCCUGCCCCUCUCCCUAGUUUGCGACGGCAACGAGAACUGCGCCGACGGGUCGGACGAGAAGGACUGCGCCGCCGCCAAGCAGCCGGUCGUGCACAUCGUGCUCGCCGCCGUCGGCGCGGCGUUCGCGUUCGCGCUCGUCGCCAUGCUGGCGGUGCGGUGGCGUCGGCUGUUCGGCAAGCCGGACGGCGGCGAUCGGCCGGACGACGACGAUGCGCUGAACCCGAUGCAGCCGAGCGGCUGGAAGAACUCCAAGUACCGCAAAGGCAUCCCCGACGUGGUCCGCAUGUCGAUGCUGAACGACAGCGGCUGCCCCUCCACGACCGACCGCCGCCACAUCACCGGCGCCUCGAGCAGCUCGAACACGAACGGCUCCAGCUGCGCCCAGGGCGGCAGCUACCCGCGCGAGACCCUAAACCCGCCCCCCAGCCCCGCCACUACGGCCGUCUCGACGCGGGGCAGCAGCCCGUCGACGCGCUACCGCCCCUAUCGGCACUACCGGUCCAUCAACCAGCCGCCCCCGCCCACGCCCUGCUCGACGGACGUGUGCGACGAGAGCGACUACAACUACCCGGCCAGGGGGCGGGACGACUUCGGGCCUGAGCCGCCCCCGCCUACGCCGCGGUCGCACCAGCAGGAGAGUUGCCCGCCGUCGCCCAGUUCGAGGUCGUCGACGUACUUUAGCCCGCUGCCGCCGCCGCCCUCGCCUGUCGCUUCGCCCAGGGGCAGCUAUCAUUGACUGUUUAUAUUGAGAUUUUCUAGUUUUAUUGGAGAAAUAGAUAUUAUCAAAUAUAUGUUUUUGAUUAA
Messenger RNA from Phaedon cochleariae (mustard beetle), 5248 nucleotides. The record is from the annotation of a GenBank genome assembly. Lineage: Eukaryota; Metazoa; Arthropoda; Insecta; Coleoptera; Chrysomelidae.